CAAUAAUAAGGCUCCUGAGAACCAAGGCCAGAUCAACGUGCCUUAGCAACAGCAGGAAGGAGAGCUGAGAAGUCCAUCACCUGCUUGGUUGGCUAAAAUGACCUGUGAUACAAGGAAGGAAACUUCCUGCUAAGUUUGCCUAAACUGUGCCUAACCCUGAAACUGCAACUUAUUAAUGAACUUUAACUACUGGAAAGCUGUUAAAACCUUAUGCAAAACCAUGGCAAAACCCAAAGUGAAAGAAAGCAUAGAGUGGAACAGGACUCAUUUGAUCAGCUCAGGAUUGUAACUAUAACUGCAAAAGAGACAUCUAAUCGCCUGAAAGGUGAUCACAGAGACAGACAGCAGUAAUUGCUUGAGUAAGUUACUCAGUAACUAUUGAGAUGGAACUGCAGAAGAGAAUCGUGGAUGGGGAAUUGGAAGAUUUAUUCUGUGAAUUUAAAGCGGUGUCUUCCAGAUAAAGAAGCUGUGAAAGACCCAUGGAACUUUAGAAUGUGGGAUAUCGAACAGAAAUAUUUCGUCUUUGAGAACAAUGACCUGAUAGCAACCCCACUGGAUUCUAGGACACCAGAGCAGUUGAUGGCUGUGGUCCCCAAUGACAACUUAGAUUUUAAAAACCGACCCAUCUUUAUGGGACUCACUGGUAAAACCAAGGCCUUGAGCUGUCUGAAGUCAACUACUGGUGAGCCUCAGCUAGUGAUAUUGGAAAACAACAUCAUGGAUUUUUACAGUGACACUAAGGAAUUCAAGAAUUUUUCUUUCUAUGUUUUCACUAGAGGCAGUAAAUCAACUUGCUGCUUUGAAUCUGCAGCAUUCCCUGGUUGGUUCUUAAGUACCUCAAUUCACCCAAACAUGCUGGUUGGUCUUUGUAAGCUAGGAGGUCCUGAGAUCAUUUUAUUUCAUUUUGAAAAAGUUGCUUCCACUCCAAAGUAAAAUUUUUAAGAAAAACGAAUAAAGAGGAAGGCAGUAGUGCAGGCCUAGGUUGCCAGUGUAUUUUGUAUGUAGUAGAAUGAAGCUUUAGUCAUGAUAAAGUAAGCAAUAGUAAUGAUUUGAUUAAAAAUGAAAUAUCUAGUUGUGAGUAAAGUCAGAAUUGCCCUCUUAGUGUUGUUUUAUUUCUGGCCUCCAAGGAGCAUGGAAGACGUAACCUGGCAGUGCUGAUGGAAGAGGUGAAGCUAAAGUUGAUUUCUUGUCUGUAACGCAACCUGGAUGUGUUUAGUUUUGAUUCAAUAAGAACAGAAACAAAAAUAAAAACUGAAAUAAAAACCA
Messenger RNA from Pantherophis guttatus, 1266 nucleotides. Its product is annotated as interleukin-36 receptor antagonist protein-like. The record is from RefSeq and is a predicted model, not a curated record. Lineage: Eukaryota; Metazoa; Chordata; Lepidosauria; Squamata; Colubridae. Gene Ontology annotation, biological process: inflammatory response to antigenic stimulus; cytokine-mediated signaling pathway; positive regulation of gene expression. Gene Ontology annotation, molecular function: cytokine activity; interleukin-1 receptor binding.